CUGAAAUAUAAAGCUUCCCCGCUGUAGAUCAGGAAAUGAGUACCGUUGAGAUUGGCUCAGGUUGCACUUACACUUAUGACAAAGACAACUUUAUAAAGAAGGGCGUCUACAAAGCGCAGACCACUGCCCGCUGGGAUGCUGAUCCAGGCGGGCCGUCGACGCUUGCCAUCAAGGUGGUGAGAUGGCCGAAACAAGCAUUUGCAAAUCAAGAUCUCGUGGACCACUGCCAGCGCCUUAUAAAUCUGAAUGACGCUAACGUGGCGGUAUACCGAAAAGUAACGUUGCGCGUAACCAGUAUCGGAGCAACCUAUCUCGAAUUUGCAAUGGAUUACUAUGCAGGAGGCAAUUUGAAAGAUUUCAUAUCUAGUUACGAAAACAACGAUAGCAGCCUACCGGCGAAAGCCCUGUAUGACUGGUCCAAGCAGAUGGCUAGCGGACUCAAAUACCUUCACCAAAGAGGAAUCAUUCAUGGCAGUUUGAAGCCAGGAUGUAUCCUUUUGGAUCGGUCACCGGAUCGUGGGAUCACCUUGCGUAUCGCGCGCUUAGACCGGCAUAUUGCCUUGCAGGCCGAAAAGACCAUGUCCUCCGAUGUAAAGCGAAUGCGAAAUCUGAUUCGUAUCUGCACCAGAUCAUCCACGAGCACGUUCAUGUCCCCGGAAAUGCUGACCAAUCUGGAUCUGGAAACAAGGGACAUUGUAGGCCGCAAAACGGACGUAUGGAGUUUGGGAGAAAUUGCCGUUGAACUGGGUCGGUGUUGUUUCCGAGAAAAGGAGAAAGUUUUGUACAACACAGAAACGAAAGCUAGGAUUGACGUCCGCGACAUGUCUUCUGUAUGGAGGUCAAUGCGAACAGUACAGGGCUAUUCCCCGGAGAUUCCUGACACGGUCCCCGGUGAUUUUGCUCGAAGGAUAUUGCAGUUUUGCAUAGCUAGAAAUCCUGCGAAUCGAUACGGGACUGAAAAACUGCAUACAGAGUUACUUAAGGCUGAGCACAACGUAUUCGGCAAAACCUGGAAGCACCAUCCAGAGAAUCAAAAUGAAUAUGAUCACCACGAGGCCCCAAGGGAAACGGAAAGUGAACGCGACGUUUCUUACCCCAUAGUAGAAGAAGUUGGCUAUUACUGUGAAUACGAGAUAAAUUUCCCGGAUGGCUUUCUCGGACAGGGAAACUUUGGUGCGGUAUUCAAAGCGACCAUAACGCAGCGAAGCAACGGGAAGGGUGAUAACGAUAACGUUUACACCGGCCCCAGAGAAGUAGCCGUUAAGACGGUGUAUGUUGUGGACCGGUCAACACGAGACAGACUGAGAAAUGAGCACACGUUGCGGAAGGAAAAAGAACGCUGGGGAAAACUGGUCAAGUUGCGACAUCCACAUUUGAUGGCUUAUUACAAGUUUGUUCUCAGCAUGUGGCGUGACAAUGCCAAGAUGGACAUUGUCAUGAAUUAUUGCCAAGCUGGUGACCUUAGUCUUCUCAUCGAAGAAUAUAAGAGUCGUGGGAAUGCACUAACUGUGCCUAAAAUGAUCACUAUGACAGCACACAUAUCCAGUGGACUGCAGUAUCUUCAUGAAAACAAUUUCAUUCAUGCCGAUCUAAAGCCCGCCAACGUUUUCUUUAGCGGGCAAAGCGGACCUGGUGGAUGCCUGUUACUGGUCAUCGGGGACCUGGACAAUAGUGUGCUCAUUCGCAACGGCUACGUCGACCCGGUGGAUUUUAAAAUGAUUCAGUUCACAGUUGGUUACAUGUCACCGGAACUGGCGCAGGCCUUAUGCUUCCAACUCGAUGAUCAGUACCUGGAGCGGACCGAUAUCUGGAGUCUGGGAUGCGUAAUGCUCGAUUUGGCCAACUGCUGUUGUAUGAUCAAAGAAACCCAUUUUAGCCGGGGAGAUAAUGACACGGAUUUCAUACGACAAUCAGACGAUCCCCAGGAAGAAGUCUUCCUGAAUAGGAUAGCAAUCGGUGGUUAUAAACGACACAUCUCCAAAGAGAUUGGUCAAGAAGAAGCCGACAUCAUUCGCGCUUGCCUUACUGUGGACAGCAGGCAGCGGAUAACGGCACGGGCCGUGUUUGAUAAGCUGCGUUUGAUGAUGGGCAAUUUUAGCCAAGAAACGCGAGAAAAAACAUUCGGUCGUGGUGUUGUAAACUUCAAUUUUCUCUAAAAUGUUAUUAUGGCUACAUUAGUCCGGAAUUUGACACCUGCGAACACUGAUUAAGGUUCGGCUAACAAGUUAGAUUCUUACUAAUGUAUUUGUUUUCGGCCGCCGUUUUUGGGCAUGAAAACGAUCGACCGUG
Paramacrobiotus metropolitanus is the source of this 2289-nucleotide messenger RNA. RefSeq names its product ribosomal protein S6 kinase alpha-1-like. Gene Ontology annotation, biological process: protein phosphorylation. The transcript is spliced from 3 exons. The coding region runs from base 36 to 2156 and encodes 706 amino acids. NCBI's taxonomy places the organism in Eukaryota, Metazoa, Tardigrada, Eutardigrada, Parachela, Macrobiotidae. Gene Ontology annotation, molecular function: protein serine/threonine kinase activity; ATP binding. Gene Ontology annotation, cellular component: cytoplasm. The record is from RefSeq and is a predicted model, not a curated record.